Molecule: messenger RNA, 2163 nt
Organism: Hippocampus comes (tiger tail seahorse)
Lineage: Eukaryota; Metazoa; Chordata; Actinopteri; Syngnathiformes; Syngnathidae
Product: serine/threonine-protein kinase SBK2-like
Exons: 6
Coding region: 227-1342 (371 amino acids)
Biological process (GO): protein phosphorylation
Molecular function (GO): ATP binding; protein serine/threonine kinase activity
Source: RefSeq, a predicted model, not a curated record
UGCGCCUGCGUGCGUGAAAGGACAUAACGUGCUGGCUAGUUGUAGCCUGCAUCCAGCUGCUCACUCUCAUUUGAGAGGAGCUGCGAAGACGCCUGACUGACUCGCACUUCCCGGUUGUGCUGGUGAUUCUCGGGGCCCUGGUGGUUCGGAUGUGGUCCAAUAACAGCGGACACGCUGGCCGUAGGUGCACCUGCUGAAGGGACAACGUUUGGACCGGAGCUCAAAAAUGACGGCGGCCACCCGGCUUCUGGAUGACAUGUGCCACCUGACGGCGCAGUCGCUGAUCAAGUUGGAGACGUCAGAGCACUUCCAAGUGGUCAAGUUGUUGGGCGAAGGCUCGUACGGGAAAGUCAUGCUGGCCGUACACAACAAGAGCGGGAGUCCGAUGGCCCUGAAGUUCUUCCCCCGCGUGAGCACCAACCUGUGUACGUUUCUACGCGAGUACAACGUGUCUUUGAGGUUCUGCACGCACCCGUCUCUAAGCCGCGCUCUGGGCAUCGCCUACUCAACGCCAUCGCAUUACGUCUUCGCCCAACAGGCCGGACUCUUCGGCGACCUCUACGACUUCAUUGUACCUGAGGUUGGUCUGGAGGAGGACGGGUGCCAGCGGGUGGUGUCGCAGCUGUGCGGCGCCCUAUCACACCUUCACUCGCUGGGCUUCGUCCACAGAGACGUCAAACCUGAGAACGUCUUCCUGUGUGACGCCGCUUGCCGCUGGGUCAAGCUGGGAGACUUCGGGAUGGUUAAGGCCCGAGGAACCAAAGUCCCUGAGGUGUGGUACCGCUCGCCCUACUGCACCCCCGAAGCCGAGGUGGCACGAGGGAACCGGGACGGCGGCGGCGAUGCCGGCGACCCGCCGGUGAAGUCAAGAGACGAGAGGAAAAAGAAACGGCGCCCGCAGGUCUGGGCCAUGGUGGAGCCCAGUGUGGACAGUUGGGCCUUGGGCGUCCUGGCCUACGCCGCGCUGACUGGCGCCCACCCGUGGCCUCAAACGUCCUCCGACUGCACCGCCUACCUCAAGUAUCUGCGAUGGUUCAGCGCGGCCAAAACGUUGGAGGACCGACUGGACGUGUGGGCUGAGCAACAGCACCAGGUCAUGGCCGGCGCCAAGGAGCGACCUCCAGUGCCGCCCCAGUUUGCCCGUUUCACCCCGUUAGCCCGAGCCUUCUUCCGCCUCCUGCUGGACCCCAGUCCGCGGGACCGAGGGCGGCCCGAGGACGCGCUGGGCUACCUCGGGGGCCCCUGGAUGCUCGCCGGCGAAAAGGAACGCCUGGAGGAGCAAAGAAAGAAGAGCCCAGGGAGAGGAGCCGUCAAGGAGAAUGAGAGCAGGGGACAGAGAUGAACAAGGGACAGUGAACAAGCGGAAGAAGAGUCCAGGAAGAGGAGUUGAAGGAGAAAUGAAGCCGAGGAAGACAAGUGGACAAGGGGGGCUGGCGUGUUGUUGAUGUUAGCUUCGGCAUCAGUUUUACUGUUAGCAUGAGCUGUAGCACCAACAAGAUGCUUGCAUUCAAAUCAGCGAGAGAGUGUAGACCUCCACCAAGGCUUUCGAGUUUCUUUGCUACAUUUACAUCACUGGCAAAUGUCACAUCUGGAUCAAGCUUGGUUUGAGGCGGCUGUUUUGUAUUUCAGUAGCUUUUUGCAUGCAAAUUAGUGGCACUCUUUGCAGGAGGUCACAGUUGCGCUCGCGUUGCGCCGAACCCAUGAACGAACUGGAUUUAUUUUUACCUCACGACCUUUUGGCGCUUCAUUCUUGGCGAGCAAGCGCAUUGACUCAACUUUGUUUUGCUGCAAAUGCCUCGGAAACCUUCUUGACGUCAUGACAAGAACACGGUACGCCUGAAAACAAUUUACUGGAAAGGUGUGGGGGUGUUGAGCAUUAAACGUAGAAAGGGAAAUGUGUGGAGCAGUCACAGCCCGACAGGCGUAAUGUCAUCAAUCCUUCUGCUGUUUAGUGGAUGACAGGUUAGAAUGUGGGAAAGCGACCCACCAAAAGCUGAGGGCUCAACUGUUGCAUGCUCAGUGGAGGACAAGUAGACUAGACACAUAGUGUAUCAUGUAUUAGAUCAAGAAUGGGCAACUAGCAGAUCUCACUCUGAAUGGCCCCUUGAUUAAUCACCCCCCUCCCAAAAAUAAAACUUAUUUGGGGUGUGUGUGUGUGUGUGU